AUGAAUGACGAAAAAGUUGUGAGUGUUAAAAUAAAUUAUCAAAAGUUCGAGGAUAGUACCUUGUAUCGAUUGAAGAAGAAGACUGUCUUACGUGUUGUACCUGGAGAAUCAUUGUUGGGAAAGCGAAUUGCCAUUCAGUCUAAUUAUCCAUCGGUUGAGAGUGAUGACUUUGUAAGGAAUAGAUUUGUGUGUCUCGAAUGGUUUUCUCGUUUUGGUGAGAAAUUGUCAGCUAAUGACAAUUAUGCAGAAGUUAAGGAUCUUGAGAUGUACUGUCAGGUACGAAUGCUACGUUCUGGAACAUUCAGGUUUUAUAUCCUAGAGGAAGAACGCCAAUCUCUUGGAGCAUGUGGAUCACUCUACGUUCAAGUGGAACCUGACAUUCGUGUUGGACGUGACAAGCAAAAUCUGAAACUCGAAUCGAUUCGCUGUCAAACAGUCUUAACUAAAUGUCUUGGACCACUUAAUAGCUGGGAAUCAAAAUUGAGAGUUGCAAAGGAAUCAGGAUACAACUUGAUUCAUUUCACUCCAAUUCAAGAACUUGCUGCGAGUCGUUCAGCUUACUCGUUGAAGGAUCAACUGAAAAUUGAUCCCAAUUAUGGAAAUGUUGGAUAUGAAGACGUCGGAAAGAUUGUUGCAAAAAUGCGUAAUGAAUGGGGAAUUGCCUCAAUUUGUGAUAUUGUAUUGAAUCAUACAGGAAAUGAAUCUCCGUGGUUGCAGGAACAUCCUGAAGCUACUUAUUCGUGCCAUACUUGUCCACAUUUAAGACCCGCAUUCCUUCUUGAUUUUAUGGUGACUAAAGUUGGAGAGGAAGUAAAGAAAGGAAGUUUUGAAUUGGUUGGAUGUCCUUCUGUCAUUGAGACUGAAGAUCAUCUUCAAGCACUUCGUCAUCAAAUUAUGACUACCUUUUUGCCAAAGAUUAAUAUUCACGAGUUCUAUCAGAUUGAUGUCGAGAAAUAUUUUGCUAUAUUUGUUGAUCAUAUGCGAACACGUGCACCUCCAACACCGCAAUCAGAGGUUCCGUCAACAGAAUUAAAGUUUGAAAAGCCGAUUGAUUAUCAGCGUAAAGGCGUUUACAUCAACAUUGAUGAAGCUUUGAGAAUCUACAAUGUUUUCAGACAAGAUUGUUUCGAUGAAGAUACGCGCAUUAGAAAAUGUGGAGAAGCUUUUAGAACAACUUUAGAAUGCUAUAAUAAAGGAAUUCGUGAGGAAGUAAAUAAUCAUAUGAAUUAUGCUGUAGAUAAUGCACUCGCUGGAGCUCGUUAUGAACGAGUCUCUAAUGAUGGUCCAAAAUAUAGAACGAUUGAUAUUGGACAUCCAGUAUUCACGCCAUACUUUACGCAUACAGGAGCAUAUCAUGUAACAUUAGAAGAAGCUGAACGAAUGAUGUAUGGAGAAGCUGGAAAGUACUUUAUGGCACACAAUGGAUGGGUUAUGGGACAUGAUCCAUUAAUGGACUUUGCUCGUCCACAACCUGGCAUUGGAAAUGUUUAUUUAAGACGUGAAGUAAUUGCAUGGGGAGAUUCCGUCAAAUUGAGAUUCGGUGAUAAGUUUGAGGACAGUCCAUAUUUGUGGGAUCGUAUGAAGCAAUACGUCAAUACAACUGCCAAAUAUUUCGAUGGUGUUCGUCUUGAUAAUUGUCACUCAACUCCAUUGCAUGUUGCUGAAUAUCUCAUUGAUAAUGCACGAAAGGUUAAUCCUGAAUUGUAUGUUGUUGCUGAACUCUUUACAAAUUCUGGCGAGGCUGAUAACAUUUUUGUCAAUCGUUUGGGAAUUACAUCAUUAAUUCGUGAGGCUUUAUCAGCAUGGGAUUCACAUGAACAAGGUCGAUUGGUUUAUUUAUAUGGAGGAGAACCAGUCGGAGCAUUCUUUAAUAAUCCUAAACGUCCAUUAGCACCAAAUAUUGCACACGCCAUUUUCCUUGAUCAAACUCACGAUAAUCCAUCGCCAGUUGAGAAGCGUUCAGUCUUUGAUUUACUUCCAUCGGCUGCUCUCGUUUGUAUGGCAUGUUGUGCUUGUGGUAGUAAUCGUGGAUAUGAUGAAUUGGUUCCACAUCACAUUCAUGUUGUAACAGAAGAAAGACAAUAUCAGGAAUGGGGAAGGAAUGUCUUUGAAAAUACUGGAAUAAUCGCUGCCAAACGUCUCCUUAAUGAUCUUCAUGGAAUUUUGGGCAAUCAAGGCUAUUCCGAAGUAUUUGUUGAUCAAAUGCAUAAAGAUAUUGUUGGAAUUACUCGUCAAAAUCCAGUAACUCAUGAAUCAUUCAUUCUUAUUGCUCAUACUGCUUUCGGAUAUCCCGAUCCAAAUGCUGGACCGACUUAUGUUCGUCCAUUAUCUUUUGAAGGCAAAUUUGUUGAAAUUUAUUUCGAAGCUGAAAUUCGUAGUCGUCGUGAACAGCCAUACGCAAGACCCAGUGAUUUCAGAAAGGAUGCAGCCUUUAUUAAUGGCUUGAAUGAGUAUGAAGUUACAACAAGGAAGAACAUUCAGCUGAGUGACUCUAAAAUAUUCAAGACAUCACCAACAAUUAAUGGAAAUUCAACUCAAUUGGACUUUGUCAAUUUAAGACCUGGAUCUGUUGUUGUUGUAAGAGUUACACCUCAUAAUGACGUCACAGUUCGUUUACGUCAACUGCAUGAAGUUGUUCAAGACUUCCAUUGUGAAAGUGGCACGAAGUACAAUGAAUUGAGAGAAAUCGUAUCCAAAUUGAAUUUAGUUGAUCUAAAUUUAGCACUUUUCUCGUGUGAUCAAGAGGAACGUGAUCGUGGCUUCGGAUUUGAAGCAUAUGAUAUUCCUGGAUGGAAACGUUUGCCUUAUGCUGGCUUACAAGGAUUCCUUUCUUAUUUGAGUGAAAUUUCGCCAACUCAUGAUUUGGGACAUCCAUUCUGUAAUAAUUUGAGACAAGGAAAUUGGAUGAUUGAUUUUAUAAGCAAUCGUUUAAGACAAUCAGAGAAUACGAAACAAUUAGCACAUUGGCUUGAAAGGAAUAUGGAACCGAUGAAAGGAAUUCCACGUUACUUAAUCCCAGCUUAUUUCGAUGCCAUUAUUACUGGAGCUUAUGAACUGCUUACUGCACAAGUUUUGAAGUUGAUGCCUAACUUUAUCAGCAAAGGAUCAAUCUUCCAGCAGCUUCUUGCCUUAAGUUCUCUUCAAUUUUUGGCACCUGUUAAAUCUGCUCGUUUGCCUGACUUGAGCCCAGCUGUUGAAUCCCCAAAACCACCUAGCUUAUGUACAACUCUUGCAGCUGGUUUGCCUCACUUUGCUACAGGUUAUAUGCGUUGUUGGGGACGUGACACAUUUAUAGCUUUACGUGGAUGCAUGAUCUUGACUGGACGAUAUGACGAAGCACGUUACAUCAUUCUCGGAUUUGCUGCAACUUUAAGACAUGGAUUGAUUCCAAAUCUUCUUGAUGGUGGCAAGAAUGCUCGUUUUAACUGUCGUGAUGCAGUUUGGUGGUGGUUGUACUGCAUUCAAGAAUACAUCACUGAGGUUCCAAACGGAAAAGCAAUUCUGCGCGAAAAAGUGUCUCGUCUAUUUCCAAAUGACGAUUCUGAGCCUCAAGAAGCAGGAAAAGUCGAUCAAUAUUUGCAAGAUGUUAUGCAAGAAGCAUUGAGAGUUCACUUCCAAGGAUUGGUUUAUCGUGAAAGAAAUGCUGGAAAGAGAAUUGACGAGCAUAUGACAGAUCAUGGAUUCAAUAAUCAAAUUGGAAUUCAUCCAGAAACAGGAUUUGUUUUCGGUGGAAACGACGCAAAUUGUGGAACAUGGAUGGACAAAAUGGGAUCAUCUGAGAAGGCAAGAAACAAGGGAGUUCCAUCAACUCCACGUGAUGGCUCAGCAGUUGAAUUGGUCGGUUUACAAGCAAGUGUCUUGAAAUUCUUAGACUCAUGUUCUGACUAUCCAUAUAAAUCUGUUGAACGUAAAAGUUCAACUGGCACUGCUUUGACAUGGACAUUUAAGGAAUGGUCCGACAGGAUUGAAAGGAACUUUGAAAAGUACUUUUAUGUCAGCGAAUAUGACAACAAUCCAUUGGUUCAUAAGAAAAUGAUUUAUAAAGACACACACGGAGCAAGCAGAAAGUUUGCAGACUAUCAGUUGAGAUGUAACUUCCCAAUAACAAUGGUCGUUGCUCCUCACUUGUUUAAUCCACAGCAUGCAUGGGAUGCACUAGAAACUGCUCGUAAGCACAUUUUAGGGCCACUUGGAAUGAAGACAUUAGAUCCAAAUGAUUGGGGCUAUUGUGGAGACUAUGACAAUGCAAAUGACAGCGAUGAUGCAAAGAUUUCUCAUGGAGCAAAUUAUCAUCAAGGACCUGAAUGGUUAUGGCCAAUUGGAUUUUAUCUCCGAGCUCGUUUGAUUUUCGCAGAAAAAUUGGGAAAAUUGAAGGAAACUCAAGCUGAAGUUUGGAGUAUCUUGACAGCACAUUUAAAGGAACUAAGAACAUCACCUUGGAGAGGACUUCCAGAAUUGACUAACAGUAAUGGAUCAUACUGUGGUGAUUCAUGCAGAACUCAAGCUUGGAGUGUUGCUACAGUUUUGGAAACUCUUUAUGACUUGGAAAAGCCGAAGAAAAAAUAA
This is a messenger RNA of Chironomus riparius, 4566 nucleotides long. NCBI's taxonomy places the organism in Eukaryota, Metazoa, Arthropoda, Insecta, Diptera, Chironomidae. The record is from the annotation of a GenBank genome assembly.